AUCCCGUCCCUCUCUUCUUCCAGAUUCAUCGCCUGACGAUCGUCGGAGACUCUGACGGAGAGAUCGCGAAAAUGAACCGGCGUUUAGUCGGAGUUUUUUCGGCGGCGGUUUUUCUGCUCUCUCUAACCUCCGAAGCCUCGCACUGCUCUAUCAAAGGUUUGCCACUAAUUAGGAAUAUCAGUGAGCUUCCACAAGAUAGCUAUGGAAGACCUGGUUUUUCUCACAUCACAGUGGCAGGUUCAGUACUGCAUGGCAUGAAAGAGGUAGAAGUAUGGCUCCAAACAUUUGCGCCUGGUUCAAGAACACCAAUCCACAGACACUCUUGCGAGGAAGUAUUUGUCGUACUAAAGGGGACUGGAAUGCUCUAUCUUGCAUCUAAUUCACAUCCAAAGUACCCCGGGGAGCCACUUGAAAUGCCCAUCUUCAUGAAUAGCACUUUUCAUGUUCCUACCAAUGAUGCUCACCAGGUUUGGAACACUGGUGAAUCCGAGGAUUUACAGGUAUUGGUUGUUAUAUCUCGCCCGCCAGUGAAAGUGUUCAUCUACGAUGACUGGCUCAUGCCACACACUGCUGCAAGAUUGAAGUACCCUUAUUAUUGGGAUGAGUGCCAUCAAGCCGCACAUGUAAAAGAUGAGCUUUGACUUUUCUCUUUCAAUUAAAUGCGCUGAUAGAAGUCGAUAUACUGAGUAUAAAUGGUAAAAACAUGCAGAUCUUAGCAUUUUCGAUCUAUAAUUUCAUCAAUUAGUGAAAUACUACUCGAUACUAGGUUUGUUUCGUUUGGUAAUCUAUAAAUGCAUCAUUAGAAAGUAAUGGAUUUGGGAGGGUGAAAUUUGUCAAUAUACUAACACUUGCUGU
Molecule: messenger RNA, 855 nt
Organism: Cuscuta campestris
Lineage: Eukaryota; Viridiplantae; Streptophyta; Magnoliopsida; Solanales; Convolvulaceae
Source: the annotation of a GenBank genome assembly